Volvox carteri f. nagariensis is the source of this 1588-nucleotide messenger RNA. Its product is annotated as 50S ribosomal protein L22, chloroplast. Gene Ontology annotation, molecular function: structural constituent of ribosome. Gene Ontology annotation, cellular component: ribosome; large ribosomal subunit. Gene Ontology annotation, biological process: ribosome assembly; translation. The transcript is spliced from 5 exons. The coding region runs from base 72 to 605 and encodes 177 amino acids. Lineage: Eukaryota; Viridiplantae; Chlorophyta; Chlorophyceae; Chlamydomonadales; Volvocaceae. The record is from RefSeq and is a predicted model, not a curated record.
GCCAACCUGAUUUCUCGAUUAGUUAGGCUUGUAGUGAUUUGCCAGGCUUUUUCUUGUUGUACGCCAUUACGAUGGCGGCCCUCCGAGCUUCCCUCAGCCACGAGCUGCUCCGGCCAGUGGCCGGCCCAGCCCGCACCGUGGCCGCUUUCCGCCCAGCUGUCCGCCCCGUCCGCAUUGCCCAACCUGUCUCACGCAAGGCGACCACCGUCGUAUGCAGCGCUGUCGCAGACGCCCCGGCUGCAGUGGCCGAGCCUGUUCUUGGCGAGGCUAAGUCCGGUGUGGCUCACCUGCGGUUCCAGCGCGGUUCUGCCGAUAAGAUCCGUCGUGUGCUGGACGUCAUUCGUGGCCGGUCAUAUGAAGAGGCUUUGGUGCUCUGCGAGUACAUGCCCUACCGUGCUUGCGAGAAGAUCAUCAAGUGCCUGAUGUCGGCAGCAGCUAACGCCAAGCACAACAAGGGGGCAUUGAAGACGAAGCUUUACGUCAGUGAAUGCUUUGCGGAUGAGGGUCCUCGCCUGAAGCGCGCUCGCCCGCGGGCUCAGGGCCGUGCCAACCUCAUCCUCAAGCCGACCUUCCACAUGACGAUCAAGGUUGAGGAGCGGCAGUGAGCGCUCUGAAGCAGUUGUCUCACGUAUCUCACGAUGCCAAGCUGGUAGCUGAGCUGGAAAGUAACUGUCGAGGAGAAAGGCAAACGGAAGCUCUGGCGGCAAUCGGGGCACUCUGUGACGAAGAGCAUGGGACAGAGGGGGCUCAGCUCAGGCCAAGGCAUGAUGAAUCGCAGCGGCGCGAAAGUGCUGAAGCCGCUUUGAAGUCCCCGUUGUCAACCAAAGUCAGUGCACCUUUUAGUUAACUUGGAUGCGAGGUAGUGCAUCUGGGUUCGGAGUGGAGUAUCCGAGGAGCGGAUGUGUCUUGUCCGUAAUGUGAUAACGACCGCCUUUGUGGAGGGGCCUCGGUCGUGAUGUGGGGCAUACCUGGGUUUUCCGUUGCAAAGACGCUCGGUGGGCUGUAUAACUUCAAAAGACGGCUCUCGCAUCUCUUUUCCGUUUUUGCUCCCCAGCAACGACGUGACGGCUGCACUUUCGGGGGAAUGGUGAUGGCUCUUUUUUGUUCGUCGGUCUCGGCCGAUGCUAGGGGCAUAUAUGCCUGUGACAGUCAGCGACCGGUUGGCCGGACCGCAUGGAAAACGCACUUCAGUCACGGGGCCGGUACGCCCAACCCCAGCAAAUUUUCGGGCGGGCGCGUGGUCCUAGAGGCGGCGAGGUGUCGGUGUGUCGUGCGCAAAUGCUGGAAUGUCCUGUCAGGGCACCUGCCAGCCGAUGCGUGAUUUGACUUGGUGGGUUGCGGAUGACCCGCAUGACAUAGUACCGCAACCGGGGGCUGAGGGACAGGUGUUGGUUUCCGGUUGGGUCUCCCUUGUGUGAGAAAGAGUUCCAUACCCGGAAAGCGGCGGCCUAGAGCUGCUGGUGUAGGCUGUAUUGGGCAUUGGAAAUGAGGAAACCCUUUCUGGUCGCGUCUGGGAAAUGUAGGGCUGGCUUGCUAAGGGAGAGAACAGACUUUGUAGUUUCAAGCUGUAAGAACAAUUGCAAGGUCC